Aureobasidium uvarum is the source of this 1212-nucleotide messenger RNA. Lineage: Eukaryota; Fungi; Ascomycota; Dothideomycetes; Dothideales; Saccotheciaceae. The record is from the annotation of a GenBank genome assembly.
AUGGCCAAAAGUGAUUGCGGCGACACUUUCGACCGACUGUCCGGCUUGUCGACGUCGGCCAAUCAGAUGGCCGGUACGCCGUCAGCACGAUUCUUGUUCUUGCCAUCCGCACCUGUGUUCGACGUCCACGCUCCUCUAUCCACCCUCUCCCCUCGAUCCGACACCGUCAAUCGCAGACAUGUUGGCCAGAUCCAGCCUGCGAUCCGCGCGCAUUGCCGCUGCAGCUCGCAACACCGCAACCCGCCAGUCCACGGUACGCUUGACACCUCUACACACGUCCGCACCUUCAACCACCCCCGACCGCCGGACCGCCCACGCGCUGCCUCUUCCUCCUCCGGUGCCGAGUCAUCCCAAUGGGCAACCACCGCCACUGCCUCUGCUGCCACCGUCUUCGCCGUCGGUUCCGCCGCAUGGUACUACUACCAUCUUCACGCCACCAAGUACCCUUGGGAGCACGAGAAGCUCUACAAGACCUUCGACCACCAGUCUCUCCGCAGAGGUUUCCAGGUCUACCAGGAGGUCUGCGCUUCCUGCCACUCUCUCAAGCGCAUUGCCUACCGCAACCUUGUCGGUAACUUCAUGACCGUCGACGAGGCUAAGGCCCUUGCCGAGGAGAACGAGUUCGAUACCGAGCCCAACGACGAGGGUGAGAUCGAUAAGCGCCCCGGAAAGCUCUCCGACUACCUCCCCAGCCCCUACAAGAACGACGAGGCCGCUCGUGCUGCCAACAACGGUGCUCUUCCCCCGGAUCUUUCGCUCAUGGUCAAGGCCCGCCACGGUGGCUGCAACUACAUCUUCUCUCUUCUUACUGGUUACCCCGAGGAGCCCCCAGCUGGUGCCGUUGUCCCGGAGGGUCUCAACUUCAACCCCUACUUCCCCGGUACCGGUAUCGCCAUGGCCCGUGUCCUCUACGACGGUCUCGUCGAGUACGACGACAAGACCCCCGCCACCACCUCGCAGAUGGCCAAGGAUGUCGUCGAGUUCCUGAACUGGACUGCCGAGCCCGAGAUGGACGACCGCAAGAAGAUGGGCUGGAAGGUCAUGGCUGUUGCCGGUACUCUCUUUGCUCUCUCCGUCUGGGUCAAGAGAUACAAGUGGACUGUCGUCAAGACCAGAAAGCUCGUGUACAACCCUCCCACCACCAAGGCCGUUCGCAACCCUUCAUCUCCCCGCGCUGAGGUCCACACCGAGGGCCAAGGAUUCCUCAAGUAG